CCCCUUUUCCAAUGAUAUUUAAAUCAGUAGAAGAACCGUAUUGUCCUCAUAUUAGUAUGAACACUUCUUCACCACAUUUUGUGUGUUUGCUAAUGCUAUUCUUAAAAAAAAAAAAAAAGCCUGUUACUUAGCAAAAUGCAGCCAUUGUCAGCAAAGAAACGUUGUAAAAAAUUAAAAAGGGAGAUAUUGGUGCUUGAGAUGGGUUAAUACAACUGAAUGGUUAAAUGCAUGUUUUUCUAUAUACUGAAAAUUUCCAUUUUUAAGAGUUACAAGCACCCUAAUGGUGGAAAUAAACCAAGAACUUUGCCAUACACUCCCUUGUUCAUCAGUCCUUCUACCCUUUUUUCUUUUUUUCUUUUAUUUUUUGUAAUUGACUUAUGCAACUUUCGUAAAUUAAAGUAGGUUCAACUUACGCAAAUUAAAGAAACUAAAUCUACAUAUGACAAAAUACUUGGAAUAAGCCACGGAUGUUUCAGUAAGUGCUGAAGAUUCAUUUCCCUCUUUGCUGUUAUAAUUACCUCCAGUCUUCUGGGAAGACUUUCCACUAGCUUUUGGAGCGUGGUUGUGGGCAUUUGUGCUCAUUCAGCCUCAAGAGCAUUACUGAGGUCAAGCACUGAUGUCGGGCAAGGAGACCUGUGGUGCAGUCAGGGUUCCAGUUCAUCCUAAAGGUGUUCAGUGGGGUUGAGGUCAGGGCUCUGUACAGGACACUCGAGUUCUUCCACACCAACCCUGGCAAACCAUGUCUUUAUGGAGCUCGCUUUGUGCACAGAGAACAUGCUUGGGACUCUUAGUUCCAGUGAAGGGAAAUUGUAAUUCUGCACUAUACAAAGACAUUCUAUACAUCUGUGUGCUUAACCCUAGUUUGUGGCAGUAAUUUUGGGAAGGCCCACAUAUGUGUGAGGUGAGCGGGUGUCCACAUACUUUUGGCCAUAUCGUGUAGGUGAAAUAACUUGCAAACGAUGCAUAGGCCUACAUUUUGGGCAUCGUAGUUUGAUCAAAUGGACAUAUUUCACACGGGUUUAUUCUGCAUGCCAGUGGACAACUAAACCCGCAGCUGGCUCAAACGACUGAACACUCAGACAGACAGACACAGACAGACAGAGACAGACAGCGGGCAACCUAUAACGCGCGCGCCUCGUGUAGGAUAUUUGUGCUGUUUGGGUGUUUCACCGAUAGAGGGCGCAGUUUAAGCACGUUACAGUGAAGCGGACCUGAGACAGCAUCAAGGAGGAGAGAAAGGUGGGCAGGAGGAGGAAAGGAUGCUCAGUUUAGAGCAUCACAUCGCGGCAUUUUACCCAGUUCACACCUUGGCGAGCCAAGAGGGGUUUUACAGGUUUAAGAAGGAGAACAUGACCUACAGUCUGGAAAACUAACCUUCAAACCUGGCAUAAGCUGAAGAACAAUAGCACGAUGGUUGGUGACGUUUCUCAUUAAUUCUGAAAACGUUAUAAAAUUAAGCACUAUGUCCAGCUGAGAAAAGAACAGAACUUCAGACCCAACAAAAGUCCGUCUUCCAACAAAGAUGGGAAAGAUGUGAGAUCAGAUUUUAAGUUUUCAUUCCAUGACUGAACAUAAAACCCCAGAGGUGAGUGAAACCUUUAAUGGAUCCCAUAGCAGUGGGAAGCUGUUGAGAGAGGUGCUUGGACUUGUAUAACAUGAGUGGGGAAAAGAACAUAGGAGGCCCUUGCUACAGUAUGCACAAGGAAAUAAAGAACAACAACAAGCAGCCUUUCCUCUAUCCUGAUGGAGAUGCCAAUGCUAACCAAAUCCCCAUGGAGGAAAGCUACACUGAGAGAGGCAGUUUAAUACCUCCCCUGUUGACACACAGCAGCACUCAGGAAAGGAUUAUUAUUUGGGGCACACAUGCCCACAGUGAGGACCCAGAGCUGGAAGAGUUUGAAUUAUUAGAGUGUCAGGAGAUGGAAGCUUUUCUAACAGAUCGAGAAGUGAGAGAUCAUGAUACAAGCAAAGAGGGUGCAAAGAAAGACUUUUGUCAGAGACCGUCUGUUCUCACAUGUUUGGACCCUGCAGGUGACUUAGGCAAGCCAGAUCAGAAUGCCAACCACAGUGAGGAUAUAGAUACAGAUCAAAGCACUCAGCCUCUGGACCUCAGGACAUCUGCCUCUCGGUCUGGAGGAAGGAGGAGUCUGAGAGAGACACGUAGUAACUCAGAGAACAAUGUCUUUGUCCCUACCUUCUCAACUGUGAGCAACCUCAGUGGAAGCUUGGCCAGUGCUCUUGACAGUGCAGGACAUACACAGUAUCCUUCUUCCCCACCCAGCAAGCCUACCUCAGAGAAGUGCCGGUUCCAGCAGCCAGCCACAAAUAAAUCCCUUAUACUUUCCACACAAAGCAAAGAGCAACCAAGAAAGAGGGAUCAGAAUCAUAGUUCUACAGUACUGCCUCAGGAUCCAACACAUGAGCGUAGAUCAAGCACGGAACAUGGUGACUGUCUGACAGACAGGCAAUGCUGGAGUACAGGCAAAGCCUACAACAGACAGGAGAAUGUCCUGUCUUCCAAAUUCCAGAGAAACAUUGAAAGAGUGCCCCCUUCUUGCAGGCAGCUUGUACAUCCACUCUCUCCAGGAAUGGAACCAAAGCUAACCUCAGGACAUCCUGCAUAUAAAGACACCAAUCAAGGAGAGCGGCCUUCCCCCUCCUCAGACAGCGGUCCUAAAAACAGCAACCAUCAGCCAGACCUAAAGGAUCCAGUGCAGAUUAAUAGUAGUGCCCAGUCUCUUGGCUCAGGCUCAGGGAUCCAACCCAGCCAGACUUCUACUAAGGUGGGCUCCAUCCUCAGAAGACAGGGUUCAGCUGAGAAUGCUGCCAGUUCCCUGGACAGGAAGAGUAAUUUGAGCCGCAGAGCCUACAGCAGCCCUACCAGGCCUUCAACGCCCCCAUCUCCUAAGAGUACGGGGUCUCCUCAAAGACAUCCUCCAAUGUCUCCUGGGAGAAGCCGAGUGCCUACUCGCGGCCCACAGCUGGGUUAUGGUGCUUCUCAAGGGUAUGGCUUUGGCCUGAGACCUCCAGUCAAAACUACCAUCAACAUGAAUGUCCAAAACCCUGUACCCCAACAAAACUCUACUGUAACAUCUUCUCCACCCAAGUGCCCCCCAAAGCCCAAAAGUGUUCGCCCUAAAAUCAUCACCUAUAUACGCAAGAGCCCACAAAUGAAGCCCCAGGCCGCUGAUAGCCCAUAUGAAGUCUCCUCACUACCCACCAAACCCUCAACCCCCACCAGUUUGCCCAACCCCAAAACAGCAGCAGAGGAGACUCCUGGAGCUCCAGUGCUGAGUGCCUCUAACCUGCUAUUUGACAAGUAUAGACAGGAGCUGCAGAAGGCUCGAUAUAUAUCCCCUGAGACAGUGGUGUCUGGGACAAAGCCUUCCAGCCACACCGUGUCUCACAAAGCCCUAGGGAGGACAAACAACUUCUAUGGCUCUCUAGGCAACAAAUACUCGCCUGCAGCGAUUGCCUCUGAAGCCAAGGAUCUGCCAGAAUCCCAGACAAUAACUCAAGAAACAGGAGGAUUUUUACAGGCUCCUCGAACCUUGAGACCCCAGCUUGGUGUGGGUGCUGUCAGCAAGUCUCCAUCCAAUGCUGCUGCUAAGAGCAGGAUCUUCACUGCACAGAAGUCACCUCUAGCUCUCAGUCAACCAGUGCAGGCCGUGACCCCAUCAGUGACUGCACAAGCCACCUCAUUAGUGACCCCAUCCACUCAAAGCCCACCAGAGGCUUCAGAUCAGUGGAAGGCACCAUCAGCAGGACUGGCUGUUAAAUCUCUUUUGCCCAAGCCAGCUCCAUCAGGCCUGCGACCUCCUGGCUACUCCCGACUUCCCGCAGCACGCCUUGCUGCCUUUGGCUUCGUCCGCAGCUCCAGUGUGUCCUCUGUCUCCAGCAACCAUUCCACUGACAGCACACGAAGUGAUCCAUGUAGGCCAGCACAUCGUCCUGGAAGUGUCACCGAUGACCCACCUUUUCACAGGGUGACUACAGCUUCAUGUGGAGAACGUCAGAGAGUGCCAUGCCGCAGCAGCCCACAGCCCCCCAGCACUCCUGUACCCACCCGCCGACCACUGCUGCCUCCUCCACCAGGCUCCCCAGUUGGCUCUCGCAAAGACUUUCAGAAGACUUCUGAAGGUUCUCAUUCAGUGCUCUCAUCCCCAAAGCGUCUGGCGGUUGUUUCACCCAAACCUCAAUCACCAGUCCUGCAGAGACAGAGGGCAGUAGCAGCGCGGGUCCCUGGAAGCUCGAGCGUGCCAGUUACAGGACGCAGCGUCUCCCCAGGCUCAGAAAAGAAAAAAGAAGAGGCACAGAGGAAGGAGAAAGAGCGAGAGGAGCAGGAGAAGCGAGAGGAGGAGGUGCUGCAGCUGCAAGCUCAAUGCAAGGAGCAGAAUGGACAGCUGCUGGCUCUCCGGGCUGAGCUGAAGAGAACCAUGCUGGGUCUGGAUGUCUUAGCCAUCUGCACCCAGCACUUCUGUCUGAAGAGUGAAAAUAAUGAGCAGAAAAAGAAGGAUUUGUCUCUGGAGCUCAGCCAGAUUCAGGAGGAAGUGGCUUGCACCGCUGCACGAUGGAAGCUCCUGCAGCAGGAAAAGUCUGCGCUGGAGCACAGUUUCAAGCUGCAGCUGAAAGAGCUCCAGGAGCAGCAGGAGGCUGAGCUUGCCACUCUGGAGGAAGAGCUCAGAACACGGCACGCCUCUGAUACAGACCACCUGAGAGCUGAGCACCAGUCACAUGUGGAGGAACUGCGAACCCAGCAACAGGAGCAGAUUGAAGAGUUAACAGCUCAACAUGAGUCGGCCUUGGAAGACCUAAGAACCAUGCACAACAUGACCAUGGCAGGUCUGCAGGAGGAGCACGCCAGGACCAUGAGAGACCUGAGGAAGACCCAUGAAAAACAAAAAGCUACUCUAGAGAAUGAUUUUGAAAAGAAUAAACUCUCCCUUCAGGAUCAGGUUGACAUGCUGACGUUUCAGAAUCGAGCCUUACAAGACAAAGCCAAACGCUUUGAAGAGGCACUGAGGAAGAGUGCAGAUGAGCAGAUAUUGGAUGCUCUCGCCCCAUACCAGCACAUUGAGCAAGACCUUAAGAGCCUGAAGGAGGUUCUGGAGAUGAAGAACCAGCAGAUACAUGACCAGGAGAGGAAGAUCUGCCAACUAGAGAAAGUGCAGGCCCAAAAGAACAUAUACCUGGAGGAGAAGGUGCAGGUUCUACAACAGCAGAACGAGGACCUGAAGGCUCGCAUUGACCGCAACGUUGCCCUGUCCAGGCAGCUUUCUGAGGAGAAUGCUAACCUUCAGGAGAACGUGGAGAGGGAGUCCAAUGAGAAGAAGCGUCUGAGCCGUAACAACGAAGAGCUGCUGUGGCUUCUGCAGACGAGUCCCCAUCUCUCUCCCUCCUCCUCCCCCAGCCACAGGGUCUUCUUCCCAGUGUUUGACAAUCCCCCCUACCCUGGCUCUCCCAGCCCUGGAACUCCUACACACUCAUAUUCCCCUGGACCCUGCACUCCUGCACAUAAAGUGGGUUCUCCCGGCCCAGGUACUCCGACUCACAGAACCUCACCAGCAGCCAGGAGCUCCCCAGCACGAGUCCCCAAUGCCAACACACUACCCAGAUAAGCGCUUUGAAAACAAUGAACCAGUCAGCUCUUAUAUAUACUUCCUGUUUCAUCACUCUUUCCUGUCUUUCAGUCUUUUCAAAGUGCUAUAAUUGUGUGAUGUUUAAGAUUAUUGUUGCCCAUUGAUUUUGGUGAGAGACAAAAAAACAGAGUAUGUGUCCACAUUUGUCCAAAAUAAGUGUCUUGACAGAGAUUCUGCUGUAAGAUUGUGUCCAUACUUCUGAAUGUCAGACUCAAAAUCUUUUUGAUAUGUCAACUACAAUUGUUAAAUCAGUGUAACUGUAUCUCUAUGAGCAGUGAUUGUUCUAUAGUACUCUAUUUGCAUUUAAAUCCUACUGCCUGCUAAUACUAAGGCAGGACAGAGAGGGGCCAAACACGACAUUAUACUACAGACGAAGCCUUUUGUAUACCACCCAGACUUUCGCAAGCUUUCUAAGUGAACAGCACACCAGCAGGUUAUCACGUACAGAACAAGAGCAUUUUGUACUUUGUCAUCUCACACAAUAUAUAAUAGUAAACUCUACUGUUUACUGCCUCUGGCAGGCCUUAAAGUCUGGAUGCACUGGUGGAAGAAAAGAUGGAGCCACAUGGGUCAAACUCAACGGCCUGUGUGCUAAAAAUACCUUACUGCCUUAUUUCAUUAGGCCUGUGCGAACUUCCAAAAAAAUAAAUUUGAAUCAGCCCAUAGUAAAUUACUACACAUUUUCACACCAGAUCAGUAUGACCUAGACUUUACACCAAACAUGUUGCAUAAGUGUAUAGCAAUCAUACGUUCAAUCCACACCAUACGCUUCUGUUCACACCACUGACAUGACAGCCUGCUUAAUUUUUGCAUAGUAAGCUAGUGUCUAAUUAUCUGUGAAACAUUAGGAAUAGGGACAACCAUUCUUGGGCCAUUUGUAUAAGAUUUGCAUAUUUGUGUUUAUUCUGAUUUCCCAUAAGUAUCACUAUUGUACAGUACUUGCUCUGCAACUAAAUGUUUCACAAUCAUGACAUCAUUAAACAGUAUAAUUUUAAGUUGUACUGUUUAUACUGUAUAAGUUAUAAGUGAUAAGCUUAACAGAAGUGAAGUUUUAAGGUCUUAAUAGAGAUAGCACCUAAAACAAACACAACUGGGUGUGUGGGCUCAGUUGGUGACUUAAAAAGUCAAGACUUAAAAAGUCUUGGUGGAUUGAACACUGUUUAAAAAUUCUGCUGCUGCAUAAUGAAGCACAUCUAAAAAUCUUCAGAAACAUAUCAGGUGCUAGGUGGCCUUCAAUAUAAUGAUUGGCUUCAAAUACUACAAUGCAUCACCCAGUUUAGCAACCUCCAGAAAAAGGAGUUGAAGGAAAGAAGUGAAGAUAAUGAUAGUGAUAGCUACUUUAACGAUAGCGUGGUAUGAAUCGAUACAUUUUUUGUCACCAUUACAGUAUGAAACCAAAAUAAAUAUGGUAAGCUGACUUAGUUUCGUAUUCAGAUUAGAGAACAAAUGCACUUAUGAUACUACAUUUAAAAAACAUAACCGCCUUAGAUUUUUGCCCUUCAAGGGCUCACAAAAUUACUGAUAUGGCCUGGGUAGCUGCACUACAUACUGUAGAUCAUUCUUUCAAACAGUAAUUAGGCAUUGAACAACUUUGGACAUACAUCACCCACUGAUCACCCUCUGUUGAAACUAUACUGUACAUGCCUCGCUGAUUGAGCAGAGCUGAUAAUAUCUGUUCUGGGAACUACUGAAAUAAAGUCAACAGUUAAUCACAGUUAAUCAAAACAUUUUUUUAAUAACUUUGAAAUUUCAGAAACUUUAGUUAAAAUUACAAACUGCACCUUUAUACAUCUCAGACAUGAGAAGACAUAGGAAUUUUUUUUAUGUAUUCAUACAUAUCAGAUAGACAGUCAGAUGUUCAUUAAGAUCUCCGCUGUCAGAAUGAAUAUUAGUAUCAUGCAAAUUAUUUGUCAUCAUGCUAAUUGCACUGAAAUGAAACAUUUUUUGUGUAACACUCAAAAUAUGAUUGUUUUACCCUAGUUGUAUCCAGGUCUUUAUAUUGGUCUGCCAAAGGUCUAUGAAACCACACUCUAGCCAAUCUUCAACUUAAAUUGAGAGGUGUAAGAACAUUGCAACUGGUUGCAGGUGGUUUGCGAAAUACCCAAUAAGCUAAUUUUUAAACACAGCACUUGCUCUGGUCUUCCAGUCUUGUCUGUAAUGGCUGCUGCUCAGGGUAAUGUCCCUCAAGUCGCCAUGUACACAUCUACUCAACUUUCUUACAGGCUCAAUAAAAGUUCUGUCUCUCAGUAUGUGGUAAACACACCACACAACAGACAGCUAGUGUAUAAAGAUACUACAGGAAUUUCUCCAUGUACUAAAGGUUGCUUUAAAAUUGUCAUUUUAAUAGUAAUAUUUGUAGGUUGUUGCAAUGGAAAUUUUGUUAUGUGCAUGUAUUGUAAAGGCCUUCCAGGCUUCUUUUUUGUGAAACUUGGGAUUGUAGUAAAUAUAGAUACUAGGACUCUGGUCCAAAAGCUUCCAUAUACAUAAGACUAGGAAUGAACUACACCUCAGUAGUUAGCCAAAAUCACUUUUUAUAUGUGUACUGCUGUUUUACCAAUGAGACAGUAAACUUGUUGUUCUCCACUGACAGAACAGUCAGUUGAGAAUGACAGACUGAUAAGAAAUUGUUUUAUUGUAAUGUUGACUAAUUGAAGCUGUUUUAUCUGUAUUUAUAAUAACCCUUAUUAUUAACUGUGUAGAGUAGCAUUACUUAUAGAAAUUAUUCUCUCUGUAUAAAUAAACUAGAAGGGAAUGUAGCCUAAAAAUGUCUUAAAAUGCCAUUGUACUUUAACUUUCAGGGAUUUUUUUAGACAGUUGAGUUUUUUUC
Molecule: messenger RNA, 8466 nt
Organism: Ictalurus furcatus (blue catfish)
Lineage: Eukaryota; Metazoa; Chordata; Actinopteri; Siluriformes; Ictaluridae
Gene: mtus2a
Product: microtubule associated tumor suppressor candidate 2a
Exons: 16
Coding region: 1656-5618 (1320 amino acids)
Cellular component (GO): cytoplasm; nucleus
Molecular function (GO): microtubule binding
Source: RefSeq, a predicted model, not a curated record